This is a messenger RNA of Styela clava, 2008 nucleotides long. The record is from RefSeq and is a predicted model, not a curated record. NCBI's taxonomy places the organism in Eukaryota, Metazoa, Chordata, Ascidiacea, Stolidobranchia, Styelidae.
AAAUGAAAUGUAUAUUAAAUGGUAAAUCUAUCAGUAAAGGUGAUUGCUCUCGCCGUAUGUUGAAACUUAAUCCUGUUCUAGAAGAUGGUUUGAUGAAAGUAGGAGGACGUUUGGAAAAUGCACCAAUUAUGCAUUCAUCAAAGCAUCCCAUCAUAUUGCCUCAUAUAUCACAUCUUACGGAUCUAGUCAUCAGGGAUCAUCACAACAAAGUUGGUCAUUCAGGUAUGGGUCAUACAUGGACCUCAUUAAGAGAAAAGUACUGGAUAAUCAAAGGUGGAGUUGCAGUAAGAAGGGUCAUCGGAAAUUGUGUUUCUUGUCGAAAGCGAAAUGCCCGCCCUGGAAAACAAUUUAUGGCAGAUCUACCUUCCUGUCGACUGAAAUCGGAUGAACCAGUGUUCAGUCAUGUUGGUGUUGAUCUAUUUGGACAUUUUCUUGUUCGACAGGGAAGGAGUGAUGUGAAAAGAUGGGGUUGUGUGUUCUCGUGUAUGACAACUCGUGCUGUUCACAUCGAGGUGGUAAAUAGUUUGUCUGCUGAUUCUUUCAUAUGUGCACUCCGACGAUUUAUUGCUCGAAGGGGUCAUUGUACUCAUAUAUAUUCGGACAAUGCUGGUAAUUUUGUAUUGGCAGAGAAAAUACUUGAAAAUUCCUUGAAGAUAUGGAAUGAUUCUCAAAUUCAUGGAUACUUACGUCAAAAGGGGAUAACAUGGCAUAAAUCACCGCCUACAGGUUCAAAUCAUGGAGGUGCAUGGGAACGAAUGAUUCGGUCAAUUCGUCGAAUUUUCAAUGCUGUUACUCAGGGUCAAACUAUGACAGAUGAAGUUUUUAGGACCGCCUUGAUCGAGUGUGAAUCAUGCUUGAACAGUCGUCCAAUAAUUCCUGUAACAUUUGACCCACGGGAUGAAGAGCCUUUAACGCCGAAUCACUUGUUAUUACUUCGGUCAAAUCAAAAUGUGCCUCCUGGAGUUUUUGACAAGAAUGAUUGCUAUGUUAAACGUCGAUGGGCACAAUCUCAAUAUCUCGCAAAUGAAUUUUGGAGAAGAUGGAUUCGAGAGUAUCUGCCUACGAUUAUUGAGCGACACAAGUGGUUUCAGAAAGAGAGAAAUUUCAAGAAAGAAUAUGUUGUCCUGGUGGUAGACGAUUCUCAAUCUCGAUCAAGAUGGGCAAUGGGAAGAAUCGUGGAUGUGUAUCCAGACAAGAAGGGACUGAUACGAACAGUGCUUGUUAAAAUUCGUAAUAGCUUGGUAAAGCGUCCCAUCACCAAGCUAGUUCUUGUUGUUGAAGGCACUAAAUGACUAUUGAGGCUUGGAGAUCAUGUUGUGUUUUGAAAUUUAUUUCCUAUGUACAUAAAUUUGUGGGGGGGAAUGUUAGAUCUCCAGCGCCGGUAGUGUCUAUUUCUUUAUUGCUGACACGUUUGCAUCUUUUCGUUUGUCAACGUCGCAAACGUCUCAAUUCAUUACUCGCAUUUGAUGUGUUUCUUUAUUAUCUGUAGACCGAGCCGAGAAGGUUUCUGUCUACUGCAAUUUGCGUGUUUACAUCGUUAUUGUAUCGCCUGGCGUUAGAGCCGAAAUUAUAAAUGUGCACAGCUAGUUUGCUGUUGCAAUGCGUUACUUCUAUGGCGAUUAUCGUUAGGAAAGCUGUAUCAUAUUAUUUAUAGUGGGCUAAUUAUGGUUUUCUUUGUUUCAUGCUUAUUUAACUUGCUAAUAGUUUAAAAUUUGCUGCAUUGAACUCUGGAUUAUUGAACUGCAAUUUGUGAAUCUGUCCUGCGUUUUGAUUGUUUUGUGAACAAUUCUUGUGUUCUGCAGUUACAUAAAAGAUUCGAUAUAUUGUUGACCUUGGCUAAAAACAGUCGAAAACCUCUCUCUCUCUCUCUAUCUCAACUCAAUCUAUCUGUAUUCGUCAUCUGUUUCCGUGAUCUAUUUGGCUCCAUCUGACAUCUCGAUUUUAUAAUUUAUGCUGAGCAAGUGCUUGAUAUUUCCACGACAUAUUACAAUUCUCCUGUGUUUGAAGU